AUGCGGCGGGAUCGCCGCAAUGCAAUUGUUGAAUUCAAAAUCGACACAUUAGCGCGUCCCCGCUUAGCGCGUCACCCGCUUGCGUCACCCGCUGCCAACCGCUUGUUUCCCCUUGUGCUUUCCCCAUCCCUUUCCCCCUUGCGUCCCCUCGUUUCUCCCCCUGCAUCCCCUCCUUUCCCCCACUACUUCCCCUCUUUUUUCCCCACUGCUUCCCCUCCUUUCCCCCAUUGCUUCCCCUCCUUUCCCCCACUGCUUCCCCUCCUUUCCCCCACUGCUUCCCCUCCUUUCCCCCACUGCAUCCCUCCUUUCCCCCCCGUGCUUCCCCUGCUUUCCCCCGCUGCGUCCCCUCCUUUCCUCCCCUCCUCCCCCCGUUUUCCCCACUGCUUCCCUCCUUUCCUCCACUGCUUCCCCUCCCUUUUCCCCGUUGCUUCCCCUCCUUUCCCCCACUGUUUCGCCUCCUUUCCCCCACUUCUUCCCCUCCUUUCCCCCACUGCUUCCCUCCUUUACCCCACUACUUCCCUCCUUUCCCCCACUGCUUCCCCUCCUUUCCCCCACUGCAUCCCUGCUUUCCCCCCCGUGCUUCCCCUGCUUUCCCCCGCUGCGUCCCCUCCUUUCCUCCCCUCCUCCCCCCGUUUUCCUCACUGCUUCCACACCUUUCCUCCACUGCUUCCCCUCCUUUCCCCCACUGCUUCGCCUCCUUUCCCCCACUGCUUCCCCUCCUUUCCCCCACUGCAUCCCUCCUUUCCCCCCCGUGCUUCCCCUGCUUUCCCCCGCUGCGUCCCCUCCUUUCCUCCCCUCCUCCCCCCGUUUUCCCCACUGCUUCCACACCCUUCCUCCACUGCUUCACCUCCUUUUCCCUGCUGCUUCCGCUCCUUUCCCCCACCCCUUCCCCUCCUUUCCCCCACUGCUUCCCCUCCUUUCGCUCACAGCUUCCCCUCCUUUCCCCCACUGCAUCCCUCCUUUCCCCCCCGUGCUUCCCCUGCUUUCCCCCGCUGCGUCCCCUCCUUUCCUCCCCUCCUCCCCCCGUUUUCCCCACUGCUUCCACACCUUUCCUCCACUGCUUCCCCUCCUUUCCCCCACUGCUUCGCCUCCUUUCCCCCACUGCUUCCCCUCCUUUCCCCCACUGCAUCCCUCCUUUCCCCCCCGUGCUUCCCCUGCUUUCCCCCGCUGCGUCCCCUCCUUUCCUCCCCUCCUCCCCCCGUUUUCCCCACUGCUUCCACACCUUUCCUCCACUGCUUCCCCUCCUUUUUCCCCGCUGCUUCCCCUCCUUUCCCCCACUGCUUCGCCUCCUUUCCCCCACUGCUUCCCUCCUUUCCCCCACUGCUUCCCCUCCUUUCCCCCACUGCAUCCCUCCUUUCCCCCCCGUGCUUCCCCUGCUUCCCCUGCUGCGUCCCCUCCUUUCCACACCUUUCCUCCACUGCUUCCCCUCCUUUUCCCUGCUGCUUCCCCUCCUUUCCCCCACUCCUUCCCCUCCUUUCCCCCACUGCUUCCCCUCCUUUCCCCCACUGCAUCCCUCCUUACGUGCGGUUCCCUUGGUUAACCCUCCCUCCCUCCCCCUACCCACUGUUUCCACUUUCCACCUCCAGUACCGUAUUACCACCAGCGUACUACCACCCUCUCCAUGCAUCCCUCCGCUUCCCGUGGGGCACAGGAAUGUGGGCAUGCAACCUGCCGCAACACCGCUCCAUGUGA
Closterium sp. Yama58-4 is the source of this 1692-nucleotide messenger RNA. Lineage: Eukaryota; Viridiplantae; Streptophyta; Zygnematophyceae; Desmidiales; Closteriaceae. The record is from the annotation of a GenBank genome assembly.